Symbiodinium sp. CCMP2592 is the source of this 1947-nucleotide messenger RNA. The record is from the annotation of a GenBank genome assembly. Lineage: Eukaryota; Dinophyceae; Suessiales; Symbiodiniaceae.
AUGGACAGUCGAGUUCAUGCCAUCCUGAGCUCUUUGUGGCCGGCUGCGCGUCGGCCCUUGGCGCCCUUCCUGGUGCUGGGCGUUGACAUUCUGGACGCCUUGGACUUGGCCUCCUGCGAGGAGGCUUCGCCGCCCGCGACCUGGGAGCCAGAGCCCGGUGUGGCUCAAGAAAUUGACGGCAACAGAGAGCUCAGAGAGCUUCCGGGCCCCAUCCCGCCAAGUGCUGCACAGGAGAUUGGGCAGACACUGGCGGAGACCAUCCCAUUCUUUUUGCUGUUAAACUUUGCGGGCAAUGGAUCAGGCCCUUGGCGCGACCGGCCGGCGCAGGAGCAUCGCUCCUUGGCAAAGCUUGCGACGGCCCGAGGUGUGCCUUCUGACACCUCUGAGCCCAGGAUGUUUCACAGCGCUGCCGCUGUCAUCGCGGGCGCUGCAAUCGACUUGCUGGAUCGGCAAUAUCGGGACAGAUUUGGAGGGAUCGUGAAUGGCGUCCUGAGCCGUGAAGGGCCAUGGGUCAAUGUGCCCUCUGCCCUGUCGAAUGCAAUCUUUGCAAAGGACGUUGAGAUGCCAGCCGUGCUAUUGGAGGAUAGGUCGAGACGGGCUAUCGGCUGUACUGAUACGUCGUUUGGCAGUGGCUUAAAAAUCACGGCAUCUUUUAAAGCUGCUUCCUUCAGCGAGAUGGACAUUCGAGUUCAGGCCAUCCUGAGCUCUUUGUGGCCGGCUGCGCGUCGGCCCUUGGCGCCCUUCCUGGUGCUGGGCGUUGACAUUCUGGACGCCUUGGACUUGGCCUCCUGCGAGGAGGCUUCGCCGCCCGCCAUCUGGGAGCCAGCGCCCAGUGCGGCUCAAGAGCUGGAUGGCUCCAGAGUAGGGAUUGCUGAUGUUAUCCCGGAGAAGACGGGCCAUUUCCUCAUCACGCCAAGCCCUGGACAGGAGCCCGUGGAGGGUGUUUUCCGGCUACAGGGCUGGCAGGGGCAGCCAGAAGGUGUCUGGAGAGAAGGAAGAUGGCUCCCGGGAAUGCCAGCACCUGUAGCCCUCCGCUUUGAUCCCUUCAGAAGCUGGGAGGAUCUCGGGCGGACCUUAGGUCUCCGCUAUGGCUUUCCGGACCUGUCGGACCAUCACUACACCGUCCCAUUUCUGUUGCUGUCAAACUGUGCGUGUUCGGCACUGGAUCAGGCCCUUGGCGCGACCGGCGCCCCUCCGGGCUUUGUUUUGGCACAGGUAGCCGUCACCGGGUCUGUGAUCUUUCACAGCAUCGCUGCCGCUGUCCUCGCGGCCUUCUCCAUCGGAAUUGUCAGUCGCUUUCCCGAGAAGCAGUCGCGCAAGCCCAUGCAGCUAGCUUCUGCUGCUCUGGCGCUUGGCGCAGUGCGAGAGACAGUGAUGGUAAACCUGGACAAGUUCAGCUUCCUUGGGGAUGCAGCAUUGCGGCUCUUCAGCUUGGUCCCCAACCCUGGCACGACGGCAGUCGCAUUGCACUAUCUGUCCGACGCGAUGAGCCUGCCGCUGAUCGUGGCUUUCCUCGGAACUUUCUCAAGCGAAUCGCAAAUGGUUCGAACAGGGCUCUGCUGCGUGAUGCCAGCGACGAUGUUUAACCUUCUGGCAGCGGGGUCGGUGCUCGCAGUGACUCCUGGACACCAAGUGGGACUGUUGGUGGGAAGCCUGGGAUCGAUGGUCUAUCUUUUCUGGGGGCUGAGCCACAUCGAAGAGACGGUACCAGCCGCAGACGCGGAGACCUUCAAAGAGGUCCGGAUGAGCAGCGACCUGCUACGCAUGACCAUGUGUUUCAUUGGGAUGGUCCAGGUUGGCGGGGUCACGCAUUGCUUGCCACCGCAGUGGCAGCACCACCUGUUGACCGUGCUGGAGUGCCUCCUUGUCGGCGUGUGCCAUCUGCCAUUGCGGGACCGUGGUGAAGGCCAAGGCAUCCGAGUCAGGCUGCAGAGCCCUGUGCCGUGA